Malus domestica (apple) is the source of this 818-nucleotide messenger RNA. NCBI's taxonomy places the organism in Eukaryota, Viridiplantae, Streptophyta, Magnoliopsida, Rosales, Rosaceae. The record is from RefSeq and is a predicted model, not a curated record.
CUAUCUUUUUUUUUUUAAGGGAUUAGUCGGUGGAUUUGCCACCCAAGUCUACUUUUUUUAGAGUUUGGAAGAUUUACAAAUGCAUUUAAUUUUCUCUAGCCUCUAUUUUACGAUUGGUAACUCCUGAAAUUGAACACAAAAUACACUAUGUAAAAUACAGGUCUGGAAUUCAUUCAUGAUCACUGAACUUUUUUUCUGUUUCCGCUAGCAUACAGACAAAAUACUCCACCUAACAAAUGUUUAUAUUCCAAACUGCCCUCCUCCAUUGCAUGCAUGCCAUCACUUGUCACUUGUGGAGUGCAACUGUGUCAGUCAGUCGAAGAGAAGUUAAAUCAACGGUCACCAUGCGCCCUCAGUGCCUCCUCCUUCUUGUUGCCCUCAUCCUUCCUCUGGCCGCCGCCACCAGCACAGUCCAGAUCGGCGGUUGGAAACCCAUUGAGGACGUCAGCGACCCCGAGGUGCUAGAGGCCGCAGAGUUCGCUGUGUCGGAGUACAACACGAAGCAAGCAAAGGCUCAGAACAAGUUGGUGUUUGAGACAGUGCUCCGGGGUGAGACGCAACUCGUUGCGGGCACGAACUAUAAGCUUUUCAUUUCGGCAAAAAAUGAGUCGUCGGUGGCAAAUCCCACCAGGGUUAUCGGCACCGCCGCCGCAAAUAAUUAUGAGGUCUUCGUCUAUGACAGGGCUUGGGAGCAUCACAAGGAAUUGGUCUACUUUCAUCGUUCGAAAAAAAACUAACUAGGUUUAAAGAUUGCUUGAAGUUUAUAUCAAUAAUUAGAGCAAUUUGAAUGGUUGAUCUUCAAUCCUUAUUUUCGUGAA